AUGAAAGUUGAGAUUUUGUCUCAGGUGAAGCAGCAGCAACAGAAGAAGAAGAAGAAAAUCAGCAAGUGGAGGUGCGUGGUGUGCAACCAAAUGCAGUCUGUUUGCAAAGUGUUCGCGCAGGGAUUCGUCGCCAAGGACCUCCGCGGCUUCGUCCAGUCCUUCAACAUGUCCCGCGCCAUUACCGAACCACCCCCACUUCCACUUCCACAAUUCCAAGAAGAAGAAGAAGAAGAGGAUAUUGUCCACGACGAUCGCGUUCAUAAUAACAAGAGACGAAGCGAUUGGAGUCAAUUCCUUGAUCCUGUGGAAAUGGAAGAGCAGCAGGUUGAGGAAGAAAGUGAUUUUGAGCCUAAGAUUGUGACAGAGUUGCCAGAGGAUUUGUUCAAGAAACAAAAACUCAAUGCCAAUGCAGACCUUUACAAGCCAGUUUUCUCCAACAGAAAUUCCACCGCCAAAAAUGUCAUCUCCCCAAGUUGCAGGACAACUAUGCAUUGA
Messenger RNA from Quercus lobata, 495 nucleotides. RefSeq names its product MRN complex-interacting protein-like. Gene Ontology annotation, molecular function: chromatin binding. The record is from RefSeq and is a predicted model, not a curated record. Gene Ontology annotation, cellular component: nucleus. The transcript has 2 exons. NCBI's taxonomy places the organism in Eukaryota, Viridiplantae, Streptophyta, Magnoliopsida, Fagales, Fagaceae. The coding region runs from base 1 to 495 and encodes 164 amino acids. Gene Ontology annotation, biological process: mitotic G2 DNA damage checkpoint signaling.